Molecule: messenger RNA, 5220 nt
Organism: Trichechus manatus latirostris (Florida manatee)
Lineage: Eukaryota; Metazoa; Chordata; Mammalia; Sirenia; Trichechidae
Gene: OGDH
Product: oxoglutarate dehydrogenase
Exons: 23
Coding region: 282-3398 (1038 amino acids)
Biological process (GO): tricarboxylic acid cycle
Cellular component (GO): mitochondrion; oxoglutarate dehydrogenase complex
Molecular function (GO): oxoglutarate dehydrogenase (succinyl-transferring) activity; thiamine pyrophosphate binding
Source: RefSeq, a predicted model, not a curated record
AAUGGCUAUAAUCUUACCAAAGUAGACUGCCAGGCCUUUCUUCCAUGGGCGCUGCUGGGUGGAUUCCAACCUCCAUCCAGCCUUUUGGUUAGUAGUUGAGCGCAAACCGUUUACCCCCCUGGGGAAGCCUAAGUUAUUACGUACGGAGAUUUAAUAGAAAACUUGUAGAAACACACAACCACAAGAUAGCUAGGGCACUUAAUCUGACUAAACAGUUACUGACCCCCGUGUAUUCCUCUCUCCUGCUCUCUCUACCUCUUUGCCCAGAACAGAGAGGACAGAUGACUCUAGAGAUUGAAGGCAGUUGUGAGAGGCUUCGGACAAAAAUGUUUCAUUUAAGGACUUGUGCUGCUAAGUUGAGGCCGUUGACAGCCUCCCAGACUGUUAAGACAUUUUCACAAAACAGACCAGCAGCAGCUAGGACAUUUCAACAGAUUCGAUGCUAUACUGCACCUGUCGCUGCUGAGCCCUUCUUGAGUGGGACUAGUUCAAACUAUGUGGAGGAAAUGUACUAUGCUUGGUUGGAAAACCCCAAAAGUGUACAUAAGUCAUGGGACAUAUUUUUCCGCAACACCAAUGCCGGAGCCCCCCCGGGCAGUGCAUACCAAAGCCCCCUCCCCCUGAGCCGAGGCUCGCUCUCCACCAUCGCCCGAGCACAGUCGCUGGUGGAGGCCCAGCCCAAUGUUGACAAGCUUGUAGAAGACCACUUGGCUGUGCAGUCUCUCAUCAGGGCGUACCAGAUACGAGGGCACCAUGUAGCACAGCUGGACCCCCUGGGAAUUUUGGAUGCUGAUCUGGACUCCUCCGUGCCAGCUGACAUUAUCUCAUCCACAGACAAACUUGGGUUUUAUGGACUGCAUGAAUCUGAUCUCGACAAAGUCUUCCACUUGCCCACCACAACCUUCAUUGGGGGAAAGGAGUCUGCUCUUCCGCUUCGGGAGAUCAUCCGUCGGCUGGAGAUGGCCUAUUGUCAGCAUAUUGGAGUGGAGUUUAUGUUUAUCAAUGACCUGGAGCAGUGCCAGUGGAUCAGGGAGAAGUUCGAGACUCCUGGAAUCAUGCAGUUCACAAACGAGGAGAAACGAACCCUGCUGGCCAGGCUUGUGCGGUCCACCAGGUUUGAGGAAUUCCUUCAGCGGAAGUGGUCCUCUGAGAAGCGCUUUGGUUUGGAAGGCUGUGAGGUGUUGAUUCCUGCCCUGAAGACCAUCAUUGACAAGUCGAGUGAGAAUGGAGUCGAUUAUGUGAUUAUGGGCAUGCCGCACAGAGGGCGGCUGAACGUGCUCGCAAACGUCAUCAGGAAGGAACUGGAGCAGAUCUUCUGUCAGUUUGAUUCAAAGCUGGAGGCAGCUGAUGAGGGCUCUGGAGACGUGAAGUAUCACCUGGGCAUGUAUCAUCGGAGGAUUAACCGCGUGACAGACAGGAAUAUCACUCUGUCCCUGGUAGCCAACCCUUCCCACCUUGAGGCUGCUGACCCUGUGGUGAUGGGCAAGACCAAAGCUGAGCAGUUUUACUGUGGGGACACUGAAGGGAAAAAGGUCAUGUCCAUCCUUCUGCACGGAGACGCUGCAUUUGCUGGUCAGGGCAUUGUGUACGAGACCUUCCACCUGAGUGACCUGCCAUCCUACACCACGCACGGCACCGUACACGUGGUCGUUAACAACCAGAUCGGCUUCACCACAGAUCCCCGGAUGGCCCGGUCCUCUCCCUACCCUACAGACGUGGCCCGUGUGGUGAACGCCCCCAUUUUCCACGUGAACUCAGAUGACCCUGAAGCGGUGAUGUAUGUGUGCAACGUGGCUGCGGAGUGGAGGAGCACCUUCCACAAGGAUGUGGUUGUCGACCUGGUGUGCUACCGGCGCAACGGCCACAACGAGAUGGAUGAGCCCAUGUUCACACAGCCGCUCAUGUACAAGCAGAUCCGCAAGCAGAAGCCUGUGCUGCAGAAGUACGCCGAGCUGCUCGUGUCGCAGGGAGUGGUCAACCAGCCAGAGUAUGAGGAGGAAAUCUCCAAGUAUGACAAGAUCUGCGAGGAGGCAUUUGCCAGGUCCAAAGACGAGAAAAUCUUGCACAUCAAGCACUGGCUCGACUCUCCCUGGCCUGGUUUCUUCACCCUGGAUGGGCAGCCGAGGAGCAUGUCUUGUCCCUCCACAGGUUUAACGGAAGAUAUUCUGACGCACAUUGGGAGUGUGGCCAGCUCUGUGCCCGUGGAGAACUUCACCAUUCACGGAGGGCUAAGCCGGAUCCUGAAAACCCGCGGUGAGCUGGUGAAGAACAGGACCGUGGACUGGGCCCUGGCAGAGUACAUGGCCUUCGGCUCCCUCCUGAAAGAGGGGAUCCACAUCCGGCUGAGCGGCCAAGAUGUUGAACGAGGCACUUUCAGCCACCGACACCAUGUGCUGCACGACCAGAACGUGGACAAGAGGACCUGCAUCCCCAUGAACCACCUCUGGCCCAGUCAGGCCCCCUACACUGUCUGCAACAGCUCCCUGUCUGAGUACGGAGUCCUGGGCUUUGAGCUGGGCUUUGCCAUGGCCAGCCCCAACGCCCUGGUCCUCUGGGAGGCCCAGUUUGGUGACUUCCACAACACAGCCCAGUGCAUCAUCGACCAGUUCAUCUGCCCAGGACAAGCCAAGUGGGUGCGGCAGAACGGCAUUGUGCUGCUGCUGCCCCAUGGCAUGGAGGGCAUGGGUCCAGAACAUUCCUCGGCCAGACCAGAAAGGUUCCUGCAGAUGUGCAACGAUGACCCAGAUGUCCUGCCAAACCUGGAGGAAGCCAACUUCGACAUAAAUCAGCUGUAUGACUGCAACUGGGUGGUUGUCAACUGCUCCACCCCUGGCAACUUCUUCCACGUGCUGCGACGCCAGAUCCUCUUGCCCUUCCGGAAGCCGUUAAUCAUCUUCACUCCAAAGUCCCUGCUGCGUCACCCUGAAGCCAGAACCAACUUCGAUGAAAUGCUUCCAGGAACCCACUUCCAGCGGGUGAUCCCAGAAAACGGCCCUGCCUCUCAGAACCCAGAAAAAGUCAAGAGACUUCUCCUCUGUACUGGCAAGGUGUACUAUGACCUCACCCGAGAGCGCGCAGCUCGCAACAUGGUGGAAGAGGUGGCCAUUACAAGAAUCGAGCAGCUCUCCCCGUUCCCCUUUGACCUCCUGCUGAAGGAGGUGCAGAAGUACCCCAAUGCUGAGCUGGCCUGGUGCCAGGAGGAGCACAAGAACCAGGGCUACUACGACUACGUGAAACCCCGGCUCCGGACAACCAUCAACCGCUCCCGGCCUGUCUGGUAUGCUGGCCGGGACCCGGCGGCUGCUCCAGCCACCGGCAACAAGAAGACCCACCUGACAGAGCUGCAGCGCCUCCUGGACACAGCCUUCAACCUGGAUGCCUUCAAGAACCUGGCAUAGAGCUGGCCUGAGCUGCCGGCCCCCCACACCCACGACCACCAUGCUUCUCCACUAAAGAAUAGUGCCUCAGCGCUGCCCAGGCUCCCUCCCACUGCAACCGACACUCCCCGCUCUGAGACACGGGAUCUCUUGUUCCCUCAAGUGCUUGGCUGACCCUCUCCCUCGCCAGGUGCCUCCCCACUGGCCUCCCCCAGCAGUGUGGAGCCCCCACCUCUCUGAAGGCCUCGGGGACAGGAGAAGGGAAGGGAGUGUGGGCUGCGGGCCAGGUUGGUUCCCAUAGCAGGGAAAGUUGGGGGCCGCAUGAUGUGCUGGCGGUCCUCAUCACCCAGCAAGGGAAGAGCUUCUGUAUCUGGGGACUAGGGAGCUUUGUCUUCCCCAGCCGAUCCUUAGCACCAGCAAGGAGGAAAGUACCCACAGCCUGGAGUCGGGUCUUCCAUGAAAGGGAUCCCGUGGGGGGGGCUAGGCACUGGCCAGGCUCUCAGCUUCUGGGUGGACUGAGGAUGGAGGCAGAGGGGGCAGCUCUACCUGAUCUCAGCUCAGAAGACACACCAGAGUCAGGAAGGGUCUGCCUCUCCAGGGUCCUCUGGUGCCCCUUGCGUGGGGCUGGGGGCCUGGAGCCCAGAAUGUGUACCACGAGGUGCCCCGAAGCCCCCAGGGUGCCAGCACUCGGGACCCUGUGUCCUGCUUACUCCUCCACCUCUUUCCUCUUCCUCCUGGCCCCACCCCCAACUCUUCUUUCUUUCCUUCAUUUCCCUUUAACAAAAUGGAGACUUUCUGAUGCAUUAUUUUCUUUGCUGUGCCAAAGCAAGUCCAAGGGGCCAGAGAAGGGGGGGAGGUGAGGGGACAGGUCGUGGUCGAGUGCCAGCUGCCCUUCAUCACUGUCACUUUGACUCUUCAUAGGGACAGAUCUGAUUUAUUUAUUUUGGUUAAAAAAAAUAAUAACUUUCAUUGUAUUUGGCUUGACCCAUAAAAUAAGUUAUCCUUGGGCCUGUGUGCAAUAUCAUUCAGCCUGCUCUGCCUUCUCUGCCCCGAGGGAGAGAGUUGGGGGGCACCUGAGGGAUGUGGCCUGGGUCUCUGGGCAUGUCAAGAAGGGGAGGACUGCGUAUUCUCUUUGGACAGGUGGAGGCACGGCAGCCACCUCCUCUCCCGUGGGCUGGCAUCUCAGCCUGGCCCGGGACCCCAGGCAGAGUGAGGACUCGUCACCUGCGCCAGUGUUUCUUUAGCCCCUCAGGGCCCCUUCUGCAUACUCUCCCGCACGAGCAACAGUGAACUGAAUAGUCCUCUUCUCACCCUGCCUUGGUUCAAGAGGGCCUCAGUGCAGUCACUGUAAAGAUGACAGGAGGCCCGGGCAACGCGAUGACAUUUAGGUGUAGCCUUUUUUCUGAGCCUUCUCUGCCGUCAGGCCAGAAUCCCACUUCUCCAUUUAGUUACUGUUUUUAAUGUCAGUAGCAGAAGAUUACCUGCUUCUGGGGAAAAAUCAAAAUGAAACAUGCAGAACAUUUUUAGGUACCUAUGACUGCUCACACCUGAAUCCAUCCAUCUGCCCUAACAGCCUGCAAUCUGUACUUCUGCUUUAGAGCCAGCAAGCCCACAUGAACACCACUUACUAAUCAGUGAACCUAACAUCCAAGCAGCUCAGCAACCUCUGUCAGUGGCCUGCACGCCAGGCCCAGCCCUCAAGCCCAGUUGUCACCUCUGGCCCACGAACCCCAUAGUCUUUAGCCACAACCCAAGCCUUGGCCUCGGUGGAAGGUCGACUGUGCCCACCCCCUGAAAAGCCAAGGAAAAGGCCUGGUGUGCUGAUAGAGCCCACCCACCUGCA